AUGCGUACCUCUAUCGUUGCCGCUGCAUUCCUCGCAUCACUCGGCGUUCAAGCCAAGGGUGACAGCUCUAGCACCACUGUUGGAAUCUUCUCCCCAGAGUGGGACAACAAGCUCUGGGGUGCUACCAGCUAUGCUGCCAGCGUCGCUGGUAUCAAUGCCAAGGCCACCACAUACCAUGUCGCCUGUCUAGAUGGCGCCGCCAAAUCAGACUGCAAUAUUGCCACCCCGUGGACAAUUACCCAAGGUCCAGAGACUGUCAACCUCGCCGCACAAUAUAUCGCCACCAAAUCAGGCACAGACGGUUACGAUGUUACCAUCACCGAGACAUAUGACUGCUCUUUCAAAUCUUGGUCCGAAUCUGUCAGCUGCACCAUGAGUGUUAGUAUGGGUGGAGUUGUACGAGGGGGUACUACCGCCUCUUCAUCCACUAGCCAGGCGAGCCCUUCUAUGGCAACCAGCAGCUACUGGAGAUUGGACGUCACUGGAGCAGUGGACUCAUUCACGGCCCCCGCGGCAACCGAGACACCCGGUGUUGCGGCUGCUGGACCUGCCGGUGCAUUGAUCACAGCUGCUCCUAUGGUUGCUGCCGCAAUCGCAGCUUUGCUCUGA
Penicillium griseofulvum is the source of this 609-nucleotide messenger RNA. RefSeq lists its product as uncharacterized. The record is from RefSeq and is a predicted model, not a curated record. NCBI's taxonomy places the organism in Eukaryota, Fungi, Ascomycota, Eurotiomycetes, Eurotiales, Aspergillaceae. The coding region runs from base 1 to 609 and encodes 202 amino acids. The transcript has a single exon.